AUGGAAACGAAAACCAUCACUGGAAUUGUCUACUCGUUUAUUUCCGCGGCGACACUUGGCUCCACGUUGGUCCCUCUGAAAUUCUUCGAUCGAAGUGAUGGAAUAUAUUUUCAAUGGGUACAGACUAUGGGACAACUCAUGGUUGGAGUAUUUCUGACAAUGUUUACGACGCCUAGUCCGGUUUUGCCGGUGGCAAUGAUUAAUGGAGUGUUUUAUGCGAUUGGAAACUCGUUCAGUGUCUUCAUAAUGGAAAACCUCGGCAUGGCAAUCGGAUACCUUAUCUGGAAUUCGGUUGCUUGUAUCGUCGGUUGGGCAGUCACUAGAUACGGACUGUUCUAUAAUAUUCAACAAAUCCCAAAAUGCGAAUGGUUAAGUGUGCUUGGGAUAGCCGGUAUUAUUUUGGGAAGUGCGAUUUUUACAAUGGUGAAAAAGAAAUCGAUGAGGGUUCGUCCGGCUCCGUGGAGCACGUUGGAAGACCAGAUUAAACACGCGAAGAAGACAAAGGAAGAGCCUCCGAUCCCCAGGAAAAUAGUCUGCCUCCUCCUCACCAUGUUCGUCGGAUUCCUCUACGGUAACUUCUACUCCCCAAUCAGCUACCUCAUGACAAACGACCCGGGAGCCAGUCAAGACGUCCGCUCCUAUUUCUUGUCCUAUUGCCUCGGCGCCUCAUUCACAUCUACCGUAAUCUUCAUGGGAUACUCGGUGGUCAUGAAAAACGUGCCACGUUGCAAUCCGGAGCUCACCACCCCGUCGAUCGUCUCAGGCAUACUGUAUGGCGUAGGGAUGCUCUCGUUUUUUACGGCCUGCCAGAAUUUGGAUCAGGUCAUCGCCUACCCAAUUCUGUCAAAAGCGCCUGGAAUCGUUGUCAGCUUGUGGGCCAUAUUUUUGUUUAAGGAAAUUCAAGGAAGAAAGAAUAUAAUCCAGCUGUUUUUUGGGAUUUUUGUGACUCUUUUGGGGAUUUGUUGUGUUUCGUUGUCGAAGGUGCUGGAUAUUUAA
This is a messenger RNA of Caenorhabditis remanei, 996 nucleotides long. RefSeq lists its product as uncharacterized. Bases 1 to 996 code for a protein of 331 amino acids. The record is from RefSeq and is a predicted model, not a curated record. Gene Ontology annotation, molecular function: carbohydrate transmembrane transporter activity. Lineage: Eukaryota; Metazoa; Nematoda; Chromadorea; Rhabditida; Rhabditidae. The transcript has 4 exons. Gene Ontology annotation, biological process: carbohydrate transmembrane transport. Gene Ontology annotation, cellular component: membrane.